GCCUCGGCCGUCGCAUUUUAGUUCUUCUCACCGUCACGGUCAUGGUACCACAAAAUACCUUUACCUGCUACCACCACCACCACCAUGCCCGCUGAUCCGCUCUCUUCUCUGGAAGUCCGGCGUGCUGCCCGUGCAGCGGUGAAGGCUCUCCGAGAUAGCGGGUACGAAUGCUGUCUGUUUGGGAGUGCUGCUUGUUCGAUAUACGGCAUGAGUGGUAGAGACCCCAACGAUGUAGACCUCGUUGUCCUCGACGAUGAUGUGAAUGCCGAGGACAUAAAGGACCUCCUCGUUGAGGCAGAUGACAGGUUCUUCCUCAAACGUUCCGUCAAUCCACAGGCGACGUAUCGUGUUUUGUGGUAUGCACUCCGGAUUAAUUCCAAAGGGCGGGGGAUACGCUCUUGUAAAGUGGACAUCCUUACUCCUGGGGCUUCGACGAACCUUCAAAUCCCGCUGGUGCCAUUCAGUCGGAUAACGUAUGUACAGCGUUACCGAGAUCUGCCUCUUAUGCCCUUCAUGUGUAUGCUGUUGAUGAAACUUCGUGGGUGGGAGGACCACGUCGACUCGGAGAAGGUGUAUAUGCAGGAGAAAGAGCCGAUUGAUGUGACGGACUUAGACGAGCUGCUGGAUUUGGCCAAGACCCACUAUCAUGUGGGAGUGAACUCGCCGUCAGAGCAGUGGAUGCCAGGCUGGUUCAUUGAAGAGAGUCAUCGGAGAGUGGCUCGAUUUGUUGGGGACUAUCCCGAUUUUAUGCAAGGGUGGGCAGAUGUUGGAUUUGUGUUUUCUUGAUUACACUCAUUAUUUUGUAUCGGAUUCGCAUUUAUAUAUGAAUCGAUUUGUAGCCAUAUUGACCGCCGAGAAUGUCGAGCAAGAACAAGCCUGUCGCUUCGCUCUUCUUCCAGAGGUAAAAUACGUCAAGCUUCCAUCAUACACUACCGAUAUUUCGGCACCGCGCACGUUUGUGAUGUAAAAAAAAAACGGCGUAGCCUCUCGGGUGAGAUUUGCGACCUCGCCUUCAACAAGUCUGAAAGCAAAGCACCUGUGACUAUAAAGGUCGACGGCUUGCUAUUAAUAUCUACGGUACAUGAGGCUGGACACCUUUGAA
Guyanagaster necrorhizus is the source of this 1102-nucleotide messenger RNA. RefSeq lists its product as uncharacterized. Bases 85 to 786 code for a protein of 233 amino acids. Lineage: Eukaryota; Fungi; Basidiomycota; Agaricomycetes; Agaricales; Physalacriaceae. The record is from RefSeq and is a predicted model, not a curated record. The transcript is spliced from 4 exons.